CAUGUUCCACUCAUGUUCCGGGGCGUCGUCAUAGCAACCAUUAAUCAACAAUAUGACCCAUGAGGAAAUCCACAGGAUUCAACGCUCAAAGCAAGUUUUUAUCAAUAAUGUUGACACCUACGCAUCAAAAUACAUCGGAAAGUUUUUGUCAGAAAGCUUUAUUGGGCCGUCUCUUGAGGAGUUGACAGACCAUGACUUUGAAGAAGAAGAGUUGUCUCCACGAGAUGGUCAUCAAAAUGCUAAACCGGCAACGUAUCAAAUUGUCGGGACCAUUAGAGACAAGUCAGACAGCAAAAAGUGCACUUACACAUAUGAGGAAUAUCAUAAAUUAGAUCGCAAUAAACUUCUGAAGCAAAUGCUGGAGUGUGAUGUCAUCAUAUAUAACAUCACUGAAUAUGCAGAUCAAAUUGAAGAGGCGUCAUGGGCAGUCACAGCCCUUCAUGAGAAAAUGAACAAGUUUUUCAGUCCAAAGACAUUCAUUCUGGUAUCAACAGUCAUGACAUGGGCCCUGAGCAAGCCAGUUGAUCCUGAAGAUCCAUCUAUUCCUUUCACAGAUGAUGAUUAUAGAAGACGAAGACCACACCCCAAUUUCAAGCAGCACAUCGCUGUUGAAAAACUUGUGGUGAAAUUGGGAAAAACUGAAAGGUCCCAGUUCAGCACGUAUGUACUUGCAUCAGGACUUCAGUAUGGAAUGGGGGAACAGGUUUUUCAUUUCUUCUUCAGAGCAUCCUGGUUGGGGGAGAUUCCCAAAGUUCCUAUCUUUGGAAAAGGCACCAACAUCCUCCCAACCAUACACAUUAAUGACUUGGCCAGAGUCAUUUUAAAUGUUAUUGACCAAAAGCCAAGGCCACACUAUAUAGUCGCCGUAGAUGACUCAAAGAAUACAAUUGAGGACAUUGUGCAGACAAUAUCAUUUACACUUGGACCAGGAAAAACUGAGUCAGUUUCAGUUGAGAAGGCUUUUCUACAUAGAAACCUCACACAAGCAGAUAUUGAUUCGAUCUUAGUAGAUCUGCGCUUUGAGGCGCUCUUUAUUAAGGAAAGCCUUAACAUUCCCUGGGUGUGUGAGGCUGGCAUCGUUGAAAACAUUGAGCGUGUUGUUGAGGAGUACAGAAACACCAGGGGACUUCUGCCCAUCCGCAUCUGUGUCCUGGGCCCCCCUGCUGUGGGGAAGAGCACUGUUGCACAGAAGAUCUGCAAACACUACAAGCUGCAUCACGUCAGGCUCAGAGACACCAUCAAUGAAACCACUGCUCACCUGGAGUCACUCAUUCGCUCGACAUAUGCAGAUGAGGACAGUGUUGAGAUAGGAUCUGGUGCUCAGGAGCAGCUGGAUACCCUGAAGGAGAACAUGGAACAAAAUGGAGGUCGGUUGGACGACCAGUAUGUUAUUCAGAUCAUCAGAGACAAGCUGAAAUCCAAGCCAUGUCAGAACCAAGGGUUUGUCUUGGAUGGGUUUCCAAAGACCUAUGAUCAAGCUAAGGAGUUGUUCUAUGCUGAAGAGGAAGAGGGAGAGGACAUGAAGACUAGCAAGAAGAUCACUCCAGAGAUCAUCUUCGCCCUGGACGCCACGGACGCGUUUCUGAAGGACCGUGUGCUGAACCUUCCGGAGAGCGAAGUGGAGGGAACCACGUACUCCUACGAGUGCUUCCCCCGUCGCCUGGCCAACUACAGAGAUAACAACAUGGAGGACGAGACGGUGCUCAACUUCUUUGAUGAGCUUGAUAUUCAACCAGAGCACAUUGAGAUCAGCAGCAGUGAUGACGUGGACUACCUGGUGGUGAUGGAGAAGAUCGUGCGGCGGGUCGGUCCGCCCCAGAACUACGGCCCCACCAGCGAGGAGCUCCAGGAGGAGGGGAGGAGGCGCGGCGAGGCCAAGCUGAAGAAGCAGGCCGAGGAGGCGGCCGAGAGGGAGCGGCUGGAGGCCGAGGAGGCAGCCCAGAGGGAGGCGCGCUGGGAGGAGUGGAGCAGGCAGCUUGAGGAGGUGAAGCGACAGGAGAACGAGCUCCUGGAGGCCCAGUCGGUGCCCCUGCGAGGCUACCUGGCGCAGCACGUCAUGCCAACGCUCACAGCCGGCCUCAUCGAGUGCUGCCAGAACCGACCCUCCGACCCCAUCGACUUCCUGGCAGAGUAUCUCUUCCAAAACAACCCUGACGUUCAGUGAGAUGACUUCGACAGGCGAUGCAAUCAUCAACUGCUGUAUUUUUAUGGAAACAAAGGCAAAACAAAAUAGGAUUACCUAGAAUAUGUUUAAGGCUGUCACCAUUCAUAUGCGUUACCAAUAAAUAAAAAGCAAAACUAAAGUAAA
Messenger RNA from Alosa sapidissima (American shad), 2308 nucleotides. RefSeq names its product adenylate kinase 7b (gene ak7b). Gene Ontology annotation, molecular function: ATP binding; AMP kinase activity. The transcript has 18 exons. Gene Ontology annotation, cellular component: cytoplasm. NCBI's taxonomy places the organism in Eukaryota, Metazoa, Chordata, Actinopteri, Clupeiformes, Clupeidae. Gene Ontology annotation, biological process: nucleobase-containing compound metabolic process. The record is from RefSeq and is a predicted model, not a curated record. The coding region runs from base 53 to 2164 and encodes 703 amino acids.